Molecule: messenger RNA, 1651 nt
Organism: Dendrobium catenatum
Lineage: Eukaryota; Viridiplantae; Streptophyta; Magnoliopsida; Asparagales; Orchidaceae
Product: UDP-glycosyltransferase 73E1-like
Exons: 1
Coding region: 108-1607 (499 amino acids)
Molecular function (GO): UDP-glycosyltransferase activity
Source: RefSeq, a predicted model, not a curated record
CUCGUCUGUAUUACGCCCUGUGCUUCUUCUUCUUCAAGCCACAAUCUUUCCCUUCUGCCCUUCACUCUCUCUACAGUCUACAGUCACCGGUUCUCCAUCUGCUCACCAUGAACGGCCUCAGCAACACCACCGCCACACCGAACCUCCAUUUCAUCCUCAUCCCUCUCAUGGCGCAAGGCCACAUGAUCCCUAUGGUCGACAUGGCCUGCCUCCUCGCUGCCGGUGGCGCCGUCGUCAGCUUCAUCACCACCCCCGUCAACGCCGCCCGCAUCCGCCCUUUCAUUUCCCGAAUCCAAGCGUCCUCUCUCGCCAUCCGCUUCGUCGAGCUCCGUUUCCCAUCCGCCGAAGCUGGUCUCCCCCUCGGCUGCGAAAACCUAGACCUUCUUCCCGACUCCAAAUUCAACAAACCCUUCGUCGAAGCCCUUCCCCUUCUCCGCAACCAGCUCGAGCUUCAACUCGGGAAACAAAUUCCGAUCCCCGAUUGCAUUAUCUCCGAUACAAAGCACGCCUGGGCUGGAUCCAUUGCGCGGAAAUUGUUGAUACCUCAUAUUAUCUUCCACGGACCCUCGUGUUUCUAUCUACAUUCGACUCUAUCGAUUAAGCGGCAUAAAAUCUUGGAUGGUAUUAGAGAUGAGUAUGAGAAAUUUGUUUUGCCGGAUCUACCGCAGAGGAUCGAGAUGACGAAAGCGCAGGUGGAGCGAUGGGUAGAUUCGCCGACAUGGGAGAAGCUGAGAGACGAUUGUUACGCCGCCGAGGAGGCAGCGGACGGGAUCGUGAUCAAUACAUUUGAGGAGCUCGAACCGUGGUGUGUCGAGAUGUACCGGAAGGCGACAGGGAAGAAGGUUUGGCCGAUCGGGCCCUUAUCACUUUAUAACAGGGAGAUUGAAAGCACAGCAAUAAGAGGCAACGAAGUACCGGCUAUGGAGGCGGAGAAGUUGCAGCGAUGGUUGGACGAGAGAGAAAAGGGAUCAGUCGUAUUCAUCAGCUUCGGGAGCCUAGCGCGGAACCCGAUCGCCCAGCUGACCGAGAUCGGCUGCGGGCUGGAGGCGACCAGGGCAAGGUUCAUAUGGGUGGUGAAGGAGGCGGAAGUGAAGAGCGGUACGGAAGCUGAGAAAUGGAUGGAGGAGUUCGAGGAUAGAUCCGCGAAGGACAAGAAGGGGAUGGUGAUUAGGGGAUGGGCGCCGCAAAUGGUGGUGUUGUCGCAUUCGGCGGUGGGCGGAUUCAUGACACAUUGUGGAUGGAACUCAAUAUUGGAGGCCAUCUGCGCCGGCGUGCCGAUGGCGACAUGGCCGCACUUUGCGGAUCAGUUCUUGAACGAGAGGUUGGUGGUGGAUGUGCUUGGGAUUGGAGUGGCGGUUGGAGCGGUGGUGCCGGUGAAGCCGGCAGAUGAGGAGAGGAAGGAGGCGGUGGUGGGGAGGGAGAAGGUGGAGAAGGCGGUGGUGAGGUUGAUGGAUGAAGGGGAGGAAGGAGAGGAGAGGAGGAGGAGGGCGAGGGAGUUUGGGGAGAAGGCGAGGAACGCGAUGGAGGAAGGCGGGUCUUCUUGCCAAAAUUUGAAGGGAGUUAUAAAAUACGUGUCCGAUCGUAAGAACAAAAUUAAUCUAAUAUGAUGCUAUGCCUCAAAUCAGAACAGUUAUUAGGUCCGGACACCGGA